AUGCUUGGGACCAGAGACGUUUCAUAUGCAGAAGUCCCUCAUGAUAUCUUCAGCAGCAUUCUAAGAGCAAACAAAGAUAUUACGGAGCCAGUAGAGGGCGGUGACAUGCUAAUAAAGAUUGAACGCAGUGCCAGCACCUGUAUAAAAUGCAUGUGGCCCAAAUCUGCAGAUGGGACCGUCCCUGUGCCAUACACCUUAUCCUCUGUUUAUACUGCCAGUCAGGUCAGUCUGUUCCAAACUUCUAUGCAGGAGAUUGAAACAUUGACGUGUGUGAGGUUUAUACCUCGGACAACAGAGAAGAGUUUCCUCAACAUUAUAUCAUCACAUGGCUGUGCAUCAUAUGUGGGACGAACAGGUGGAGGUCAGAUGGUUGCAGUAGAUACUGCUGGUUGUAUGUCCAGAGGAAUUAUACAACAUGAAAUAGACCAUGCCCUGGGAUUUCACCAUGAACAUACAAGGACUGACCGUGAUGACUAUGUCACUAUCAUGCAACAGUAUAUAUCACCAGGAGAUAAGAUCAAUUUUGCCAUAGAAAACACUGAGGAUGGGGGUCUGCAGUAUGAUUAUGGGUCAGUGAUGCAUUAUGACAAGUAUUCCUACUCUAAUACUUCUAAGCAACCCACCAUUGUACCCCAUCCUGACCCAAAUGUGCCCAUUGGACAAAGGACUGGACUAAGUAUCUUGGAUGUUGCUAAAAUUAACCAUCUUUAUCAGUGUAAUGUUUGUGCUUAUUUGCUUAAUGAUAUCAGUGGAACUGUGAGAUCAACGAACUAUCACCCAGCCAAUCCCAAUAGCGGAAGCUGUGUUUGGUUGAUCAGGACCCCAUCUGGGCAGGUUAGCCUGAAUGGUAUUAGCUUUAAUGUCCAGUCCUCACCAAAGUGCACAUCUCACUACAUGAAGAUCUAUGAUGGUCCCAGUAGGACGUCUCCUGUGUUGAAGGACAAAACCCGUGGGACUGGUGUAAUCCCAGUAAUAAUUGCUUCCACUAACCAAAUGCUGAUAGAGCUUUUCAUUGGCCGCAGUGUUUCAGGGAACAGCUUCAGUGCUACAUAUAGCUCAGUCUUACUUAAUAUUCUACAGAGCUCAGAAAAUGACUCUGAGCUUUAUAUUCCUUCAAACACCUCAAGGACAAGUCUUUUUUCUAUAGAAUAUGUUUUUCUGGUAGCUGAUUGGUUUAUUGUAUAUUCUGUUGCUGAAUAUAAAUAUAAAGGACUCCAGGCAGAGAGACUGAGAGACAGAAAGAAGGACAAGAACUGUAACUACAGACUGCAGAGCAAGAUGGGUGGAAAUGGUGUCCUCGUCUUCCUGGCCUGUCUGAUUGGUUCCACUACAAGUAAUCCUUUAAAGAUUUUUCCAGAUGACUGGGACGACUAUGAUGCAGAAAUUGCUUGCAAUAUCUGUUGGGUAGAAUGCACAGGCUCAACAGGCUCAGUGGUGUCAUCCUCUAGUGCAGGAGAGGAUGGAUUGGAAUCCCCUGCCUGGCAGAUUGAGAAGUUUGGGAGGACCGUGAAACUUUUCCAGUUUCACAGCAGCUCCCGCUGCCUGACUGCCUUUCACCAUAAUGAGGACGGCUGUGUAACUCAAAGCAUGACAAGAACAAAGUAG
Messenger RNA from Pseudophryne corroboree (corroboree frog), 1605 nucleotides. RefSeq names its product embryonic protein UVS.2-like. Lineage: Eukaryota; Metazoa; Chordata; Amphibia; Anura; Myobatrachidae. The transcript is spliced from 13 exons. Gene Ontology annotation, biological process: proteolysis. Gene Ontology annotation, molecular function: zinc ion binding; metalloendopeptidase activity. The record is from RefSeq and is a predicted model, not a curated record. The coding region runs from base 1 to 1605 and encodes 534 amino acids.